GGAAAAACGAGCGAAAAUCGUGAGAUAAUUGUUUACGAUUAUGUUUUAAAUCAUCAAAACCACUAAUUGUUGAAUUAAAAGAGUGUAAUUUUAGUCAGCAGUGAAAUAAUCAUACAUACAAUAGUUUAAAGCUAUCUUUUUAUCAUUGAAAUGUGUUAAUUCCGGCAUAAUGCCUCCUAGGACUCGCACAGUCAGAGCGCCAAAAGCGUCCAAAGAAAAUGUAGAAAACCUGCUAAAAACUCAGGCGAAAAACACAGGGCAAGUCAUAAAACCGGCACGUAAACCUUUAGCGGACAAAACGAACUCUGCUUCAGAUGAAAAUACUAGUCCAGAGCCUGACAAAAAGGUUAUCAAGAAGUCGAACAAACCAAUACUAAAACCUAUUGCAACCGUUCCUGUUACUAACGAAGAAAAUAGACCACGUCGAAAUAGGCGUCUGCCACCUAGAUUUGUUGAAAACGAAGUGUUGAAAAACCUGUCUAACAGUAAAGAAAACGCAGUUUCUCCUAACAAGUCACUUAACAAAACCCCUGUUAAAAGCACUGUGAAUGUAGAAUCGCCAUUCAAAACGCCAACUACAGUACUAGAUAACAGUUUGCUUGCAAAUAGACCGAAGAGAGUCAGCAGGCUACCUUCUAAAUUUGAUGAAAAUUCAAGUCCUGACAAGUUUUUUUCGACUCAUUGUCACACUAGCACACCAUUGGUGUCUAAAGCACAUGAGAAGCCUAAACAUGUUAGAAAAGCUGUUGUUGGCAAACAGAAACAAGUCCAACAAGAAAAAAUUGAAAAUGCACCAUUACAAAUAACACCUCAAAGAGUUUCACCAAGGAAAGGUACAUUGCUGAAAGCAGCACCACAAAAUACUUCAUCAGCAAAAACUACCUCACAGAAAGUAACACCUCAAAAACAAAUACCCAACAAAGUUACUCCACAGAAAACUAAUGUCACUCAGAAAAAACUUGUACAAAAGAAAUUAAGUAAAGUUGCAAAGAACAACGUAGAUACAAACUUAAAUCAUAAACAAGACAGGGUAAGACGGCUAAGAAAACCUGUAGAAUAUAAAGAGGAUACCCUAAGUCUUAAAGUUAAGAGUCCAGAAAAGAAAUCAACGAACACUGUAGGCAGGAAAACUUUAAAUGCAAAUUCUUCAUUUAGAAUUCUAGAAGAGAAAAAAUCGAAAAAUGGUGAACAAGAUAUUUAUGAAUUCACAUUUGAUCCAACUGAAGAACCUGCACCUCAAAAGAAGAAAAAGAAGAAAGUUACUACUAGAAAACCGACCAAACCAAAAACAAGAGUUUAUAACAACAAUUAUGAGAAAAACAUCGCAAGAGCUUUAGCAGACUUGAAAAAUGUAGUUUCUAAACAAAAACCGGAGAGUGAAACAGCCACAAAAACCUCAAAUACUGUGCAACUAGGUAAUAAUGUUAUGCAACCAGCAAGUAACAAAGCAGCAAUCUCUGCACCUAACCCAUCUUCAAUAGUCAUCAGCACAGUUGCGGAGAUACACCCUGAUUAUGAUAAAAACAUGGUAAGAGCUUUGGCAGACUUCAAAAAUGCAGUUUCUAAACCAAAACCGGAGAGUGAAACAGUCACAAAAACCUCAAAUACUGUGCAACCAGUUAAUAAUGUUGUGCCACAAACAAGUAACAAAACAGCAGUCUCUGCAUCUAAUCCAUCUGUCAUCAGCACAGUUGCCGAGAUACACCCUGAUCCAGCUCAAAAUACUUCUGUAAGAAGUAAUGUGUCCACUAAACAUGUUUCAUACAGGGUUGAAGACAUUGCUGCUGAUUUUGAUGCUUCCAUGGAUCAUGAAAUUAACUACUCUCCAGUGAACUCUCCUCACAGAAUUGAACCAGAGCCAGAAAUUUGUCCAUCCAAUACAAACCCAGAGUACAUUAGGCCUGAUGAUCCUCUAAAUUUACGUAAUGAUUUAAGCUUCUUUGAUGACCAACCUGUUGCAAAUAGUAGUAUGAAUGCAUCAAAGAACCCAACUGCAACGCCAUGGCGUGCUGAAUUUGAAAAUCUACCCAUUAAAUGGCAGGCAAACACAUAUGUGAAACCAGACAUGACUCCGGCUUUAGAGUGCUCUUUUGUCAACCAUUUUGAUGACAGCAAGAAGAAACAUGUUUAUACUAACAUGGUUACAGAAUAUAAUGAUGCUUUACCAGAACUAGAAGAUGCGGCUCCCAAGUUAAAGCAAACAAGCAUCAUUUCAUUUAUCAAAGAAGUUGUUGAGAAGAAAUCUAAUAGAAAGAAGAGGGGAGCCUCAGCCACACCUUCAAAAGCUAAUUCAUUAUUUGAUAUAUCUAAUGUAAUAUCAAGAAGUGUAGCCACACCAAGGAAAGAAACAUCUGGGGUUUCCAACAACAGUGCAGAAAAUGAAACUUGUGACCGCAACAAACCACAGAAACGAAAAAAUAAUGUUGAUAAUAAUCCCACUCCAGCAAAACUACCUCGUAAAGACAAUGAGAAUACACUAUUCGGUUUUGAUGACAGUGAUAAUCAGGACCAAGAGAAUGUUUCACCAGUAAAAGUAAAUAACAGAUUACGAAGCCUCAGGUCACGAUCAGGAGCUGUGCUCAAAGAUAUAAAUAAGCAAACGGGACCUAUGAGGGCUGAGUUACCCGUUGCAAUGAAGGCUAAGCUUGCCCCAAGCUCAGAGGCAGUAGAGAAGAUCUAUGAUCAGAUGAAGCCUGCCGCUGAUGCACCUGUAUUGCCAGAUAAGCAGGGAGAAGCUGAGGUUACAAAUGUUGAGAUGGCUGAUGGCUUGGAAGAUGAUAGCCAAUCAGUGCAUUUAUUUGAAGACAUUGAGUUAGUUCAUCAUUUGAAGCCAACCCGCAAAAGCUAUGGCAAGGCCAAAAAGGUGACGUUCCAAAACACAUCCGACAGCGCGUCGGAGGACAAAGCCCGCAAUCAGUCCAGUGAUGAUGAAGUCGACAACCUUGAAGACCUAAGUUUCCAUCUACCGCAGGUUAAGGCCAAGAAAGCCACUAAGAAGAAGAAAACUAAGAAACAGGUGCUGUCGAAGAAAGAGAAAGCGGAGGUGGACGCCUGGGCAGCAUGUUUCAACUCGAUGUGCGAUGACAUUGAAGAAUUUGACUUGGUGGUUGAGUAGAUCUGUAAAUAUCAAGGAAAUCAUGGAGCAGUCUUCUAAGUUUAAUGCAAGAACAAUGAAAAUGAGUUGAAAUUCCAUGGAGAAUGUAUCCUUUUCAUUGUUUUUGAUUAUUUUUAUGUGUGUUUGGUUACAACUGAAGAUUACCACAGUCAGGCUUAUUAGAGUAAGAAUAAUGCUUACUAAAGCCAUCCCAAUUUUUUUAAAGAUGAUCUUUAUGUUUUGAGAAGAUACUUAUUCUUCUAAACACUAAACCCGCUGUUUUACAGCUGGUAUUUUUAUUUUAUUUUAAAGAUUCAAAGUCAUCUAUCACGUUAAUAACAGUAUUCGUUGGCUACACUUUGACUUUGCUAACAAAACGCACUCGAGAUACUCUUAGUUUAGUAUUCUUAAAAUUGAGAAUAGACAAACCUAUGUUCACUUGAACAUUUACGCCAUUCUCAUUCCACUCUUUAUUGUCUUAGAAAUAAGUUUAAUCUCGUGUAAGUUAAGGCGGCCAUUGACAGUUCUGGCUCUUGUGUAUAAAUUAGUUUUAUUAUGAGUUUAUCAUGUCAAGACUUAGCUUUUAGUUUAAAAAUAAUCAAGAGAUUUAUCUUAGCGCGGCCAUAUUUAAUAUUUGCCAUUUACGAGUUUAAAAUUCGUCACAAUUUUAUUUUUACAUAACAACGCGUUUUUUCUACAGAUUAAGUAUAAUAUUUUUAGUUUUACUAAAGUCUUAUAAGCGGAGACUAGAAAUUUUGUAAAUUUUGCCAUGUCAACUUCUGUGAGGUUAUAUUUUAUCAGUUCAAAUAUGCAUAUUCUUUUUUUUUAUAAUCAAGCAAACAUGAUUAAAAAAUAUACCAUACACUCUUUUGGAUAAACAUACGUAACAUUUAUAUCAUUUUAAAUAAAUAUCAAAUCAUAACAUUCAGCAGUUACGUAUGUGUAUAGUUAGAAUUUUUUAAGAUAUCUAAAUGUUAUGAACUACUUUUGGGACACCUUAAAAAAUUCCAUACUUAAGGUUUUUUUGGCACGGAUUCGCUGCUAAGUUAAAUUAUGCAUUUAAAGUACAAGUUUAUAGUAAGUAAGUGAAAUCUAAUAUAAGUUGUGAGUGUGGUUAUGUUUAUGUGUGAUGUGAGAUUUUAUGUUUUAAGUGUCUUAAUUAAGUUGAAUUGACAUUUUGAUCUGUAUUAAUCUUAAUUUUAAUAUCGCGAAUGUUGAUAUUAUAAUGUGAUUUGAUUUUAUUAACAAUGCCGGGCAUAGUGUUUUUUUUUUAACAUUACUAUUGAGCAAUGAUUCAGAUUCAGAUUCAAUGAUUAAUUUAUUAAGUUAAAAUGUGUAAAAUAUAAGAAAAAAUAUCGCCUAGUUUGUUAGUUGAAGAAAAUGACGCUGUAUAGGGAGCGUAAAUGAACUACAGUUCAUAAGCCAGCGCAGAAGCCUCUUAUUUAUUGGCGCGAAGCAUGAUGUCAUAUUUCUAAUUUUAGAUUCAAGCCACUAGAUGGCAGACCGUAGGGUUAGUAGUAACGCGCAAUAGAACGUGCGUGGACUGUAGGGGGCAGCACCUGCUUAUAGGCGUUAAUUGUUAAAGUUUUCGAUUGAGGCUACGAGGUGGCAGACCCUCCAACACGCACAGUUUCUAUUUCUAUGGCGCUAUAUCUUUUGGUAACUUAAUUGUCAAAGUUCAACUUUUGAUAACCCUCAUACGGACCGUGCGCGUUGAGGGUCUGCCAACUGGUGGCUUGAAUCAGAAACAUAAACAUGUACAUUGCCAAAGCAAGUGCUACCAUUUACCUUUCUCGUACGUCUUCUUGUGGUUCUUGUUCAUAGUAGGUUCUGCCAUCUUGUGGGCUACAUAGGAAGCAUAAACUUCACAUUUACGCCUCGCGCCAAAAUUCUGACGGCUCCUGCGCUGCCCCUAUAGUUCAUGCACGCUCCCUAUAAUUUACGGAGCCGUACAGCGCCAUCUACACUAGCUGUCAAAUUCAAAGCACUAUUUGCAAUUACGACAAUAAUGCGACGAAUUGUCAAUGUUUUAACAUUGUUAUAUUUAAAUAAUUAACAAAUUACUCUAUAAAGAUUUAUUUAAAUAUUAAUUUCAGUAUACCACGUGUAUGCAUUUGUUACUAUGGUCAGUGUUUGACAAUAAGUAAUUUUGAUACCUCAGUAAAGGGUUACCCUCAUCUGGCAUAAUAUUUUUUUGUCAGAAAUACACUUCGCAUAAUAUGUAUGGCAGAAACACUUUUAGUCGAAUAAUAAUUUUGCAGAACCAUUACUUGACACUGUUACUACGCAUACAAUACAUAUUGCAGCAUAUUAUUUAGCAGAAGAUUACUUUCGCCGACUUUAGUUUAGCAUAAUUGUAUGUACCAUAAUCAUCCUGCAGCAUACUCUUAUUAUGGCAUAAUGAUUUUUUCUGCUAGCAGAAAAGUGGGUUAUGUAAGAACUGCGACCCCAACAAAAUUUAACCUGUGCCAGAAAAGAAGGUUAUGUUAGGUUGGAACUGCGGUCUCCUAUAAAAAAAACCGGCCAAGUGCGAGUCGGACUCACACACGAAGGGUUCCGUACCAUUAACUAUAAAAACGGUCACCCAUCCAAGUACUGACCCCGCCCGACGUUGCUUAACUUCGGUCAAAAAUCACGUUUGUUGUAUGGGAGCCCCACUUAAAUCUCUAUUUUAUUCUGUUUUUAGUAUUUGUUGUUAUAGCGGCAACCGAAAUACAUCAUCUGUGAAAAUUUCAGCUGUCUAGCUAUCACAGAUCACGAGAUACAGCCUGGUGACAGACGGACAGCGGAGUCUUAGUAAUAGGGUCCCGUUUUUACCCUUUGGGUACGGAACCCUAAAAACAAACGGCUGCCAGAAAAGUAGGUUAGGUUAGAACUGCGAGUGCGAACCCCUGCAAAAACGAACAGUUGCCAGAAAAGUAGGUUAUGUUUGGUUAAAACUGCGACCUCGUCCAAAAACGAACGGCUGCGGCUGCCAGAAAAGUAGGUUAGGUUUUAGGUUAGAACUGCGACCUCAACAAAACCGAACAAAUGCCAUAAAAAUAGGUUAGGUUAGAGCAUAACAUUAAGAUUAACAUUAUUUUUAGCCUACUUUGUCGUCCCACUGCUGGGCAAAGCCCUCCCCUCGUUUUCUCCACUUAUUAGAUUAUGAAAUUAAUUUUAUAAUAUUUUUACCUGACUUCAUAGUACUGAUAAUUUUACCGUAUAAACACACUUUAAAAACUAGCCAACAGAAAUUCCAUCACAACUGUCCGUCUAUCUGUUACCUCUUCACGCCUGAACCGCUAAAGUGAUUUAGAUGGAAUUUGGUAUGUAGGUGGUAUGCAGAUAGUUUGAGACCCGUGGAAGGACAACGGUACCUCAUUUAGAAUGUUUAGAUCAAUCAUUAACACCAUUCCACGUAGACGAAGACUCAACUUUGUAACUUUAUACCACCUAAAUAUUAUGCAAUACAUUUAUCUGCCAAAUCAAUAUUCGUUUAAAAGACUAUUAUGAACAUCAACAGUAAGCCAAAAUAUAGUUCCGGAUUAUAAAACUACGAAGUGAUUGUAAGCAACUAAAUGAUACUAUGCGAAAAGUAAUUCUGCCAAACGACAUUUCUGCCAAGUAACAUAUGCAAUACAAAAAUACAUAUGUCAAAAAGCUUUCUGCAACACAUUAAUAAACCCUCAGUUAAAAUACUACUCAAUGUUUCUCUAGAAUCUAGAAUAUUUAAUCUUGGUGUGGGAUGAUUUUAUCUGAAGGUAUCAAUAACUGUACCUACAUUAUUUGCUAAUAAAUA
This is a messenger RNA of Cydia strobilella, 6875 nucleotides long. RefSeq lists its product as uncharacterized. The record is from RefSeq and is a predicted model, not a curated record. The transcript has 3 exons. Lineage: Eukaryota; Metazoa; Arthropoda; Insecta; Lepidoptera; Tortricidae. The coding region runs from base 170 to 3115 and encodes 981 amino acids.